Pyricularia pennisetigena is the source of this 996-nucleotide messenger RNA. RefSeq lists its product as uncharacterized. Gene Ontology annotation, molecular function: hydrolase activity, hydrolyzing O-glycosyl compounds. Gene Ontology annotation, biological process: carbohydrate metabolic process. NCBI's taxonomy places the organism in Eukaryota, Fungi, Ascomycota, Sordariomycetes, Magnaporthales, Pyriculariaceae. The record is from RefSeq and is a predicted model, not a curated record. Bases 1 to 996 code for a protein of 331 amino acids. The transcript has a single exon.
AUGGCUCCCUUGAUAUCCCACCUCUACACGGCCGACCCGUCGGCGCAUGUCUUCAACGACAGGAUCUACAUCUACCCGUCGCACGACCGCGAGACGGACAUCAAGUUCAACGACAACGGCGACCAGUACGACAUGGCCGACUACCACGUCUUCUCCACCGGCAGCAUCGACCCCGCCGAGCCCGUGGUUGACCACGGCCUGGCCCUCCGCGCCGAGGACAUCCCCUGGGUGUCCAAGCAGCUGUGGGCGCCCGACGCCGCCACCCGCGACGGCAAGUACUACCUCUACUUCCCGGCGCGCGACAAGCAGGGCAUCUUCCGCAUCGGCGUCGCCGUGUCCGACAAGCCCGAGGGGCCCUUCACGCCGGACCCGGAGCCCAUCAAGGGCUCCUUCAGCAUCGACCCGGCCGUGUUCGUCGACGACGACGCCGCCGGCCAGGACGCGUACAUGUACUUUGGCGGCCUGUGGGGCGGCCAGCUGCAGUGCUACCAAAAGGGCAACGACGUGUUCGACGCCUCGCUCCAGGGCCCUCACGAACCCUCCGGAGAGGGCGUGUACGCGCUGGGGCCGAAGGUGGCGCGCCUGACGCGCGACAUGCGCCAGUUCGACGAGGAGGUACGCGAGAUCGAGAUCCUGGCGCCCGAGACGGGCGAGCGCAUCCUGGCCGACGACCACGACAGGCGCUUCUUCGAGGCCGCCUGGAUGCACAAGUACAAUGGCAAGUACUACUUUUCCUACUCGACCGGCGACACCCACUACCUGUGCUACGCCGUCGGCGACUCGCCGUACGGGCCCUUUACGUACGGGGGCAGGAUCCUCGAGCCCGUCUUGGGCUGGACGACGCACCACUCCAUCGUCGAGUUCAAGGGCAAGUGGUAUCUGUUCCACCACGACUGCGAGCUCAGUGGAGGAGUUGAUCAUCUGCGGUCCGUAAAGGUGUGCGAGAUCUUUUACGACAAGGAUGGCAACAUGUCGACGCAGAAGCCGGCCGAGUAG